UGCUCUUCAGAAGAGCUCCGGAAAUUCAAAGAUCCUUUUAUUACCGCUAACUUCUUGGCAAAUCCGUACAUGACUUCUUGAUUGAAGAGUUAGCGAAGCACUCACUUUGAGAAAAUAUAUCGAUUGCAGUGAACGAAGGAGGCUAAAGAUUCAGAUUUUGAAAAGUGCUGAAGAGCGGAUAAAGCGCCUGAGAAUCUGAAGGCUUUCUCCUGUAGCCAACUACAAGCCAGCUUCAGUCAGCCUUGUAUCUUAAAGACUAAUCGGAGCACUUUGAUGUUCAUCAUGCGGUUGCAAAUAAUCAACUUUUUUCUAGUGGUCGGAGUGUUGGCAUCAGAACGAAGCGUCGAGGAAAAUCUCGAACGAAAACGACAAGCAAGGCAAGCUGGAGGGGGAUUGAAUUGUCCCAUCGGUCUUCCCCAGAAAUCUACCGACAAAUGCCGAGCUAUUCGCGAAAAAGACUUGGAAGUCCAGAGGGGAAUCUAUCAACUGGCAUUACGCAAACCCUUGCCUAUGCCAUUAGUGAAUAUGAACAAAUCAACACUAAUCCAAGUACUUUUACAAGACGAGUUUGCAAAGGACCAGUUUAAUGGGUAUGCUGGUAUGCUCAGAAAAAACAGAGACUUUUCAAAAACGUGGAAAAAGAAACAUCCUAAGGAGAUAACAGAGUUCCAGGAUUAUGCAAAAAUCUUCAACGAUUUUAGAAGUGAAUUGGGAGAAAAUGGAAGUACUGGACUCUAUCGGUUCGUCACUAAUGUCGAGCCAUUUCAGGAUAUUCUGAAGGACUGGAGAAAGGACGAUAUGUUCACUGAACAGAGGCUAAGUGGCUGUAACCCCAUGGUACUUCGUAGGGUGACAGAAGAUUCAUCUGAUGUGGGUCUCAGAUGGUCAGAGUUGGUCCAAACACUCAAUCCAAGCUACGAAUGGGAAAACGCGAUACAGGCCGCGAUGGAAACAGAGGAAACGCUAGCACAGGCCAUAAAGAACGGCGAUCUAUAUGUUCUUCGCUAUGAGGUGUUUGAUGAUAUGGUUACCCACCCUGAUUAUGCUGAGAAACGACCGGGUCGCACGAUGUGGCCUUCGAAGUCACCAAUAGCUUUGUUUGCCCUGAACAAGGAAAAACGGCUACGUGCAGCAGCAAUUCAGACUGAUUACAAGCCAGAUUCGCCCGUUUUCGCCCCUGGUGAUGGUGGGUCCUGGAUGUUGGCCAGACAGGUUGUCCAGGCAACAGAUUAUGCGCACAGCCAGAUGAUAGAACACCUACUAAAGAUCCAUCUCUUGGCUGAACCCUUCUGCGUAGUCAUGCAUCGUCACCUUUCCUCUCAGCACCCGCUGAAUGAGCUCCUCAAGUAUCACUGUAGGGGCCUCUUAGCUACGAACACGUUAGGCUCGCCAUCGCUGGUCAACGAAGGCGGCUACAUGGACAUUCUGCCUGCCAUGGGCCACAAAGGAACCAUACUACUCUUGGAGCGGGGCUACAAGACUUUGGGUUGGAAAGACACAGAUUUUCAUGGGGACAUAAAGAAACGGGGCCUUGAUGACGAAGUCAAAUUUCCUUAUUUUCCGUAUCGCGAUGACAGCAAAUUGUUGCUUAUGGCAAUUUCGAGAAUGGUGGAGGAUUAUAUUUGGGUUUAUUACGAACGAGACAGGGAUGUCCGAGAGGACGAAGAGUUACAAGCCUAUGUGAACGAGUUAUCUAUUGAGGGAACUGGACCAAAUGGUGGAUCUGGCCAGGUAAAAGAUUUCCCGGCCGUGUUGACGACUAAGAGGGAGCUUAUUGACGUAAUAACGAGGUUACUGUGGUUGCUAAGCGUGAAGCAUUCUACGGUAAAUUAUCCCGUUAGCGAUUAUGGAGCGUUUACACCUGUCUUGCCAACCAAGAUAUACAAUGACACCAGUGUACCACCAGGAGUGUUCUCUGAGUUGAAUUUACCCAAUCGCAACAUAUCCCUUGCCCAAGUCGAGGUGGCCAUGAAUGUAGGAAUAUAUCAUUAUGACACGUUGUUUGACUACUACGGACAGCUCAAGAAUCCUGCGGCAAAGCAAGUAGUUAGGUUCUACUAUUACUAUCUGAAGUAUGCCGUUAGUCCAAGGCUUAAGUUCAGGAACUACAGGAGACUGAAGGCUGGCCACCUCACUUAUCCAUAUUUACAACAUCCUUGGAUUCCAAACGGAAUCCAGACAUAAAUAAUUAACAUUUAGAACCUAAUUGCAUGCAUAUUUCAGGAAUGACAAUAUGGUAAAGCUCAACUUUUUAGCCUGUUAAAGACUCAACCAGUUGAAAAAGUUUGACUGAUGCCACAGGUCAUUUCAUUAAGUUAUUUGUUUUGAGCCUCUUCCUUCCUGAGUAAGCUGUAUAAAGGCGGGUAGCUAAUGAGGAAAUGGACUAAAGAUAUCAUGGAUUAGAUGCCAGCUUAAUACAGAGUUUGAGUCGUGAAAGAAUUCAACUUUAGUGCCCGAGUCCGCUCAGCAGAAGUGUCUGUUGACUGCGGCUGUGUUUUGCAGCGAAUAUGGGAAGAAAAAAUUAAAGACAUAUUUGGUGUCGGCAAGUUCGCUUUUAAAAAAAGACAAGUUAUCCACUUAAUAUCAUGGUGUUACUUUUUCAUAUUUAGGCACUGAUAACGAAUUUAAUCGAUUCAAUUGGUAUUGAAUAGAUAUCUUAUUAUCUCGAUUGAUUUAAAUGUUCGUGAUCUUUAGCUUGGCUGGCUGGCUUAUCACACGCAAGGGAAGUUACACCGCUAAAAUUGCAAAGGAGGUCAACUCUUUACUGUAAUGAAUGUUGUUAUCGAAUAAACUUGGAAUGUGCAUGCAAA
This is a messenger RNA of Stylophora pistillata, 2810 nucleotides long. Its product is annotated as polyunsaturated fatty acid 5-lipoxygenase. Lineage: Eukaryota; Metazoa; Cnidaria; Anthozoa; Scleractinia; Pocilloporidae. Gene Ontology annotation, molecular function: oxidoreductase activity, acting on single donors with incorporation of molecular oxygen, incorporation of two atoms of oxygen; metal ion binding. The record is from RefSeq and is a predicted model, not a curated record. Gene Ontology annotation, biological process: lipid oxidation.